AUGGCACACCAAGCCCAACUAGGCUUUCAAGACGCAGCCUCCCCAGUCAUAGAAGAACUAUUACACCUCCACGACCACGCCAUAAUAGUUGUUUUCCUAAUUAGUGCAUUUAUCCUAUACAUCAUUACCCUAAUAAUCACUACCACUCUGACCCAUACGGGAACAAUAGACGCCCAACUGGUAGAGACAGUAUGAACAAUCCUGCCCGCCAUCAUCUUAGUACUUAUCGCCCUACCAUCAUUGCGCAUUCUGUACCUCAUAGAUGAAGUUAAUAACCCCCACCUAACAGUCAAAGCAGUUGGCCAUCAAUGAUAUUGAAGCUACGAAUACACAGACUAUGAAGACCUAAUAUUCGACGCCUACAUAACACCAACACAAGAUCUCGCACCAGGGGCACUCCGACUUCUAGAAGUAGACCAUCAUAUAGUGGUGCCCACAAACUCCCCAACCCGCAUAUUAAUCUCAGCAGAAGACGUAUUACACUCCUGAGCUCUCCCAUCACUAGGCAUCAAAACUGACGCCGUCCCAGGACGCCUCAACCAAACAACCUUCACAGCUACACGCCCAGGCCUAUUCUACGGCCAAUGUUCAGAAAUUUGCGGCUCUAAUCACAGCUUUAUGCCUAUUGUAGUUGAAGCCUCAACUACCAACGACUUCGAAAACUGAUCAUUAACGAUACUACAAACAU
Messenger RNA from Heteronotia binoei (common prickly gecko), 688 nucleotides. Lineage: Eukaryota; Metazoa; Chordata; Lepidosauria; Squamata; Gekkonidae. The record is from the annotation of a RefSeq genome assembly.